UAAUGCACGCGAUGAACGGAGUUGAUGUUGUAUGGUGAUGAACUGUAGAAUGAAACAGCCCUGGACGCAACACUUCUAACGAAUCCAGCAUCUAAAUAUAAACUGCAGAAUGAGAAGCUCAUCCAUGUAACUUGUUUUAGCGAAUGUGUAAUAACAAACCUAGUGACGGAAUGUACUUUAUUUUCUUAUGUUUUCUCCCUGUAUUCUAAAGGGGAGGGUAGCUGAUAACUAGAGGGCGGUGGCAUUCGCUCUGCGUGCACGGAGCUGCGCGAGUCAGUGCUUUGACUCAAGUCCUGGGACCCCUGAACCCAUUGGUUUCCCCCCCAUAUUCUUUCUCUUUCUACAUUAUCCUCUGAACUGACUGUUAUUAUAACGGACAACAACCACCUCGACUGCAUCUGGACCACAACUGCUAUUUUACGAACAGUGGGUUUCAUCAGCAAGGUGUUUGUUUUACUCUACCUAUAAUGGGGAAAAGUGGACAGUCUGCGAAAACUGGAAUAGGACUUGCGAGGCACUUUCUGCGAAUGUGUACCAUACCUGGACUCGUUCUUCUGGUCCUCGUAAACAUUGGAGUCGCACAAGUGAGAGAUGAAGAUGACUUCCUGGGGUUGGGAGAGCUGCCCGAGACCUUUCCCUCGGACCCCCCGGAGCCUCUCCCCCACUUCCUGAUGGAGCCCGAGGAGGCGUACAUCGUCAAGAACAAACCAGUCAAUCUCUAUUGCAAGGCCACGCCCGCCACUCAGAUUUACUUCAAGUGCAACAGUGAAUGGGUUCACCAGAAGGACCAUACGGUGGAGGAGAGAGUGGACGAGAACUCAGGACUGGUGGUGCGUGAGGCCAGCAUCGAGAUCUUUCGGCAGCAGGUAGACGAACUGUUUGGGCCAGAGGACUUCUGGUGUCAGUGUGUAGCCUGGAGCUCUGCAGGAACCACCAAGAGUCGUAAAGCCCACGUACGCAUCGCAUAUCUCAGGAAAACAUUUGACCAGGAGCCACUGGGGAAGGAGGUGUCACUGGAACAGGAAGUGCUUCUCCAGUGCCGCCCACCCGAGGGCAUACCUGCUGCAGAGGUUGAGUGGUUGAAGAACGAGGAGAUCAUUGACCCGGCUGAUGACCGUAAUUUCUACAUCACCAUCGACCACAACCUGAUUAUAAAGCAGGCCAGACUGUCGGACACAGCCAACUAUACGUGCGUGGCCAGGAACAUUGUUGCCAAGAGGAGAAGUACCACUGCUACUGUUAUUGUCUAUGUGAACGGCGGCUGGUCGACAUGGACAGAGUGGUCCGUGUGUAACAGUCGCUGUGGCCGCGGUUACCAAAAGCGUACCCGCAGCUGUACCAAUCCCGCCCCGCUCAACGGAGGAGCCCCCUGUGAUGGACAGGCAACCCAGAAGCUGGCCUGCACCUCCCUCUGCACUGUUGACGGGUUGUGGACAGAGUGGAGUAAGUGGUCUACUUGUGGUACAGAGUGCACUCACUGGCGCAGGAGAGAAUGCAAUGCCCCUGCACCCAAAAAUGGAGGCAAGGACUGCGAGGGUAUGGUCCUACAGUCCCAGAACUGUACUGACGGACUCUGCAUGCAGAGUUCAUUAUAUCAGCUGUCCACUGAGCCUAAUGCCGACAGUGAUUUGGGAUUUUCAUCGGCCCCCAGCACAGAAAACAUGGCGCUCUACGUAGGCAUCGUCAUCGCUGUCAUAAUGUGUCUGGUCAUCUCCGUCAUCGUGGCGCUCUUCGUCUACCGGAAAACCCACCGGGACUUUGACUCUGACAUCAUCGACUCAUCAGCCCUCAACGGAGGCUUCCAGUCGGUCAAUAUAAAGACGGCGCGCUCAGCUGACUUGCUGACCGCUCCCCCGGACCUGACCAACGCUGCGGCCAUGUACCGCGGCCCCGUCUACGCCCUGCACGACGUGUCCGACAAGAUCCCCAUGACCAACUCGCCCCUUCUGGACCCCCUGCCCAACCUGAAGAUCAAGGUGUACAACUCCUCUGGCCUGGUCACUCCUUCGGAAGACCUGUCUGACUUCUCCUCCAAGCUGUCCCCUAAGGUCACCCAGUCCCUGCUGGACAGUGAGAACAUGAACCUGCGUAACCAGAGCCUGGCUCGGACCCGAGACCCCUCCUGCACCGCCGCAGGAUCCUUCAACUCCCAGGGAGGACACCUCAUUGUGCCCAACUCAGGUGUGAGCUUGCUGGUGCCAGCGGGUGCUGUUCCUCAGGGUCGUGUGUAUGAGAUGUACGUGACGGUGCACAGGAAGGACAGCAUGAGGCCACCGGUAGAGGAUGUUCAGACAGUGUUGAGCCCCGUGGUGAGCUGUGGUCCCCCAGGGGCCCUCCUGACCCGCCCAGUCAUCCUCACCAUUCAUCACUGUGCCGAGGCCGACGGAGACGACUGGCAGAUCCAGUUGAAGAACCAGCUGAAUCAGGGCCAAUGGGAGGACGUGGUAGUGGUCGGGGAGGAGAACUUCACCACACCCUGCUACAUCCAGAUGGAUGAGGAGGCAUGUCAUCUACUGACAGAGACUCUGGGGACCUACUGCCUGGUGGGCCAGUCCGUCAGCAAGGCUGCCGCCAAGCGCCUCAAACUGGCCAUCUUCGGCCCUGUGUCAAGCACCACACUGGAGUACCACAUUAGAGUCUACUGUCUGGACGACACCCAGGAUGCACUCAAGGAGGUACUUCAGAUGGAGACCCAGAUGGGAGGGAAGCUGCUGGAUGAACCAAAGACCCUGAACUUCAAGGACAGCACCCACAACCUGCGCCUCUCUGUCCACGAUGUCCCCCACGGACAGUGGAAGAGCAAGCUGCUCGCCAAGUACCAGGAGAUCCCCUUCUACCAGGUGUGGAGUGGCUGCCAGCGAACACUUCACUGCACCUUCACCCUGGAGCGCUUCAGCUCCAGCACCACAGAGCUCAGCUGUAAGCUGUGUGUCCGCCAAGUAGAAGGGGAGGGGCAGAUCUUUCAGCUCAGCAGCACUUUGUCUGAGGAUACCCAGAACAUCGACACGUCUCUCAUGGACCCGGCUAGCAACAUCACCACCCUGGUGGGGCUCAAUGCCUUCCGUAUCCCUCUCUCCAUCAGACAGAAGCUCUGUGGCAGCCUUGACGCGCCCCAGACCAGAGGAUCCAAUGACUGGAGGAUGCUCGCCCACAAACUCAACCUGGACAGGUAUCUGAACUAUUUUGCCACCAAGUCCAGUCCCACAGGGGUGAUCUUGGACCUGUGGGAGGCCCAACACUUCCCAGACGGGAACCUCAACAGACUGGCCGCCGUGCUGGAGGAGAUGGGUCGCCACGACAGCCUGGUCCCGUGACGACGGAGCACUGACACCCGAGGACCGGACCAGGGGCCAUCUGAGUGUGUCUGAGUCACGGACACCGACGGACACAAACAGACCAACGCACAGACAGACAAUGUCUUGACUGUCACCCAUGGCAAUGGGCAGGACAAAAAAAACACGUGUGGGUGGGAGAAAUUAGUGAGCAAAAAGACCUUGUUGUUGAUGUGUGAUCCGAGUCGUUCUCUUUGCUGUGAUUAUUUUGUAUUGGGGGACAACAGAAAGAAAACAAAUCCUGGAGAUCCCAUUGUUAUCCUUGGCUGUGCGUUCCUUGGUACAGUCUGCUUUUCUUUAUACAGUUUCCUAGGAAACGGUCUAUUCUGCUGUCCAUAUAUGUGGAUGAUUUCCUACUUCAGACUUUACUAACGUAUGUAGGCUACUCAGUGACUGUCGCUCAGUCAGAAUAGGGAGACAGACAGGAAGCGAAAAGGGACAAGAAUUGAAGUGGAGUCCUUGGAAUAAUGUAGUUAUGCGAUAUGGAGAACCGAAUGCAGUCCAUUUUAUCCGCACCACCAAUACUACCCAUACAUUGGUUCUGUUGAUUACAUUUAGCUUGUGUUGAUUUCCCUAAAUAUGUUUAAUCAUGAUUUUAUUUUCAGGAUUCAAGGUGUGGUGAAGAAACUCUUGUCUUGCUACCCUUUUGUCUAAUUUGUUUCGUUGUGGUUUUGUUGAUCUCUAGCGCCAUCCUGUGGCCUUUGGAAAAAUAACAACAUCUAUCUUAUAAUCGUGUCUGAACCGUGUAAAUACAUGAAUAACAAGUACAUUCUAAUGGCAUUAUACUAUUGCUUUAUUGUUAAUCAUUAUUCAUUUGUAUUGUGAUUUAUUUUCAGUUAGAGCUGUGAACUGUAGGGAGGGGGCUAGCUAACACAUUAGCUUCGUUGUUCGAAAUUGCCUAUUUUGCAGAACAACUGUGCAUUUGAGCACUGGCCGCUUUUGUUGGGGAUAAAUGUGCAGAGAAUUAUUGAGGUCAAGCAUAUCUGGGUCUUACUGAUAGAGAAUAAAGUGGGUGUGGGUGGGGACUGGAGUACGGUGAAGUUACCCCUAGACACUGAUCUUGGGUCAGUUUUGCAUUUCCCCGACUAAUGGUUAAGGUUAUGAUUGGAGGAGUCAAAGCUGUACCCAGGGGGAACGUCACCCUGGAGCGGGUGGGACUGCCUGUUUCUGCUCUUGAGUUACACCAUAUCAAACUGAUCUGAGACCAGAGCGGAGAGGCCAAUACGGUAAUAUGGAGAAAAGAUGCAAUGAAUUGUGGACAUAAAAGCCUCAGUUGCAUUAAGUUGGACUGCCUUAUUUUCCCAACUUAUACAGGUACAUAGUUGAAUAUGGCAAUGGCUAUUUGUCUUAACUAUGUUCUACAUUCUGUCCUUCAUUAUCUCCCUUGAUGUCAUUCAAAAGAGGAGUUUGAUUUUGGUGUCAAAGAAAAUAAAAAUCUUUACCAUAGAAUAACUAGUUUGGCAUGACAAUGAGUUGAUUUGAUAGCAUACAGAGAUCUGGGGACCAGGCUAUAGAAUAAAAUACAUGCAAUGACUACAUACAACAUUCAAUAUCAAUAUAGGUGUUAGAUAAUAGGUCUGUCCCACAUCGUAUUACGAUACUUACAGUAUGCAUUUCUUCGCUGUCAUAAUGCGGGGCUCAAAACAACUCUUUAGGAUGGAAGACAAAGCUGCACAUUGAGCUGUUUGUGUAGAUGUGGAAAACCUGCUCAGCUAAUAGCGUAGACAACGUUUCAGGAAGGUCAAAUAGAAGCCAAUAACAAACUGAACCGUGAAUACGUGGACUACAGGGACGCAGAGGAUCAUAGUUUGAAAAGCGCUCACACUUGCAGCCUGUUUGAAAAUGUCCACAUUGCCACAUAUGGCCACAUGUUCCACAACGCAUUAACAGGGUGAAUGAAUUAAAAAGGGAUAUUUUUUCAUGAAGAAAGAAAAGAGUGCAUGUUGACCAACAAAGUGAAAUAUACAACACAGGGAUGUUAAUGUGACAGCCUGCGUUAGAAGAUAUCAAAGUAUGUAAAUGUUUUAUGAUGUACAGAAUACCACUGUCAAAUACAUUUUUGGCUGUUUCAGUACAGUAUAUAAAAAGAGCAGUACAGUUAGAUACUAGUUUGUAUGUUUACCAGUUUGGUUUAUUUAGUUUUUGGUAAAAAGCUGUGUCUACUAUGCAAACUUGGCAUCUUUUACAAAGAAAUGAUAUUAAUAGAGCUGUGCUAGUAAGUGCAUUUUAUUUUAUUAUCUGAAUAAAAAUGAUUAAUGAUAUAAUUUGUGUUAGUGUAGUGAGGUUGUCGUCCACUCUAGUUUGGCUUCAUGACCCCGCCGCUGACUCUCCCAAAAUGCUUGCAUCUCCUCAGUUUCUGUACAAAGUGUAAGAAAGAAUUUUUAAGACUGUUAAUAAAUUAUAUUUAUAAGCAACGCUGAAAAUGA
This is a messenger RNA of Oncorhynchus kisutch (coho salmon), 5758 nucleotides long. RefSeq names its product unc-5 netrin receptor Ca (gene unc5ca). Lineage: Eukaryota; Metazoa; Chordata; Actinopteri; Salmoniformes; Salmonidae. The record is from RefSeq and is a predicted model, not a curated record. Gene Ontology annotation, biological process: axon guidance; netrin-activated signaling pathway. Gene Ontology annotation, cellular component: membrane. Bases 468 to 3314 code for a protein of 948 amino acids. The transcript is spliced from 17 exons. Gene Ontology annotation, molecular function: protein binding; netrin receptor activity.